AUGCCUGUGCUGCCCGUGCCUGUGCUGCCCGUGCCUGUGCUGCCCGUGCCUGUUGCUGCCCGUGCCUGUGCUGCCCGUGCCUGUGCUGCCCGUGCCUGUUGCUGCCCGUGCAUGUGCUGCCCGUGCCUGUUGCUGCCCGUGCCUGUGCUGCCCGUGCCUGUGCUGCCCGUGCCUGUGCUGCCCGUGCCUGUGCUGCCCGUGCCUGUUGCUGCCCGUGCCUAUGCUGCCCGUGCCUGUGCUGCCAGUGCCUGUGCUGCCCGUGCCUGUUGCUGCCCGUGCCUGUGCUGCCCGUGCCUGUGCUGCCCGUGCCUGUGCUGCCCGUGCUUGUGCUGCCUGUGCCUGUUGCUGCCCGUGCCUGUGCUGCCCGUGCCUGUGCUGCCCGUGCCUGUGCUGCCCGUGCCUGUUGCUGCCCGUGCCUGUGCUGCCCGUGCCUGUGCUGCCCGUGCCUGUGCUGCCCGUGCCUGUUGCUGCCCGUGCCUGUGCUGCCCGUGCCUGUGCUGCCCGUGCCUGUGCUGCCCGUGCCUGUGCUGCCUGUGCCUGUUGCUGCCCGUGCCUGUGCUGCCCGUGCCUGUGCUGCCCGUGCCUGUUGCUGCCCGUGCCUGUGCUGCCCGUGCCUGUUGCUGCCCGUGCCUCUUUGCUUGCCGGCAGGUGGGAGGAGUGAGGCGGAAGGUGAGUGAUUCGGCAGCAGCAGCUGCGUGGAAGUUUGACCGUGCUGCAGGCAUGCCAGCAUGCGUGGGGGAGGACGUUCAAAGGGUGGCAGGUGGGAGCAUGUGUGCGCCGUAUGGGCCGCUCCGCAUGCUCAGUCAGAAGAUCAAGCGCCAUAUUGAGCGCCGUAUCGAGAGCUGCGACGACCGGCGGAUCUGA
This is a messenger RNA of Closterium sp. NIES-65, 864 nucleotides long. Lineage: Eukaryota; Viridiplantae; Streptophyta; Zygnematophyceae; Desmidiales; Closteriaceae. The record is from the annotation of a GenBank genome assembly.